This is a messenger RNA of Sodiomyces alkalinus F11, 3734 nucleotides long. Its product is annotated as OPT oligopeptide transporter. Gene Ontology annotation, biological process: transmembrane transport. Bases 314 to 3505 code for a protein of 1063 amino acids. Lineage: Eukaryota; Fungi; Ascomycota; Sordariomycetes; Glomerellales; Plectosphaerellaceae. Gene Ontology annotation, molecular function: oligopeptide transmembrane transporter activity. The transcript is spliced from 2 exons. The record is from RefSeq and is a predicted model, not a curated record.
ACUCGCGACAAACGUCUCUUGCCUCGUCUCUUCCAUCUGAGCCCUCGACCUGGCUCCUUGAACGCCCCAAUCCCCUUCAUCCGAUCACCGACCACUAACACACCGCAACAUUCUGCACAUGCAUCUGCAUCUGCAGCCAUAGCAUAGCAUCCAUUCGCUGCUGUCUGUAACCUCUUUCUCUUCCUCUCUGCCGAUCCAUUCGCGAAACCCGCGACGGUGGGGGAGCGAAGCUCAGAACGAUUCCCCCCACCACACGGUCCACACCCUUAACAACCAACCACCCAGCCCUGCUCUUUCUAGCUGGGCUAAUGCCAUGAUUGAUGGAAGGGAGCCUGCUAAUAACGUCAAUGUUUCUUCUGCUUACUUGCUCUCUUCCCCUCCUGUCUCCCCUUCCACCGACCUCCGAACUUCGUCCGAGCUUGCGAGUCCGCCUUUACAACCUUCGAACCCCGGCGAUCCUGAUCCCGUUCCUCUUCGGCCUCUAGGCCAACGCGGCCGUCGACCGCCAGCCAGCACUUCUGAUUUCGAAUCCUCCGAACUCGAACCGGAAACCGACCCAGAUUGUCGUACUCGACCUUCCUCCCAUUCGAGGGAGCCAAAGUUCGAGCCCGUCUCGCAUUCUCUCCUGGCUCGGGUCGAGGUCCCGACCCUUACCUCCUCCUCGACGACCACGGCGCCUAUAGAACAUGGUGUAGACGCCGACGUCACGAUAGACCAAAGACGUUCCUCGUGCUCCCGCCCCGCCCGAACGGAGUCCGACUGCCCCAUGCGCUCAAAACCUUCCCUCUUGCGGUCCUCCGGGCGCAAAGUCUCGUACGGGUCUCUCUCUCAGGCAACGGGCCAUGAUGCGUCUCCGUCAGAGAGCGAAUCCCAGUCCGGCGACACCCAUCUCCUCCGGGAUGUCAGCACUACGAGGUCCGAAUCGUCCAGGGGCAAUACGCUCUCAAGGCAAACCUCGCGCAUCUCCGAGGAUCUCGAUACCGCCGCCCUGGGUAACGGCCCGGAGAGUCGCUUUGGUGUCGGCCACAUCGCCAUGCCCAGCGACGCCUUUCGGGAUUUCAAGUCUGACGCCGGAGACGAAGACGAGGACUUGUACCCAGGCUACGACUACGACUACGCCGACAGCGACCGCGGCGACGAACCGUCCCUCGAUGACUCCCCUCACGACAUAGUGAGGGCCUCCGUCCCCCCAAGCGACAACAUCACCCUCUCCAUAAACACCCCGCGCAUGUGGACCCUGUCCAUUCUCUUCUCCAUUCUCGGCUCGUCCACGAAUCUCUUUUUUUCUUUGCGAUACCCCAGCGUUUCCAUAACUCCCGUCAUCGCCUUGUUGUUGGUUCACCCGCUCGGUCUCUUGUGGGAUUACCUCUUCAAACGCCCCACCGAUCCGCCGCAAGAGUUCAUAGACGGCCUGCGCGCCUCCCCCGCCUCCCCCCACCCCGAGAGAAGGACGAUGGGGAGUCGCUUGCGUCUCUGGCUGGCGCAGGGCCGGUGGAAUAAGAAGGAGCACACGUGCGUCUACGUGAGCAGCAACGUCUCCUUCGGCUUCGCCUUUGCGACCGACGUCAUCGUCGAGCAAACCAAAUUCUACAAUCAGGAAGCCACCAUUCCCUACCAGGUGCUCCUGACCUUAUCCACCCAGACCUUGGGAUAUGCCUUCGCCGGCCUCGCCCGCCGCUUCUUGGUGCGGCCCGGUGGCAUGGUUUGGCCCGGUACCCUCAUGUCGGCCGCCAUGUUUUCCACCCUCCAUAAGGAGGAAAACAAACCCGCCAACGGCUGGACCAUCUCGAGGUGGAAGUUCUUCUACUUCGUUUUCGGCAGCGCAUUCACCUUCUACUUCCUGCCGGGCCUGCUGAUGCCCUGCCUGAGCUACUUCAACGUCGUCACCUGGUUCGCGCCCAAAAACGUCGUUGUGGCCAACUUGUUCGGUGUCGUCUCCGGGCUCGGUCUUUUCCCCAUGACCUUCGACUGGGCCCAGGUCACUUACAUCGGUUCCCCGCUCCUCGUGCCUUUUUGGGCCGCCGUCAACGUCGUCGGCGGCCUGUUCGUCGUCAUGUGGCUCAUCGCUCCCAUUGCCUACUACCUCAACCUCUUCUACUCCUCCUACAUACCCAUCAUAUCCGCCGCCGUCUUUGACAACACCGGCUCCGUCUAUAACGUGACGAAGAUUCUUACCGACGAUUUCCUCUUUGACCGAGAGUCGUAUAAGGAGUACAGCAGGGUCUUCCUGCCCAUCACCUACGUACUGAGCUACGGGCUCCAGUUCGCCGGCCUGGCCGCGCUGCUCACGCACACAGCGUGCUGGCAUGGCAAAGAGAUUUGGGAAACAGGGAGGACCGCUUGGAGAGAGGCACGCGACGAAGGCAAGGCAUCGUAUCAACCUCUCUCCACCCAAGAAGGACCCGGGGGAACCGGGAGACCCGGCAGCGCGGGGUCGUUCUCACGGGGUUCGCAGGCCCCACCAUCGCGGCUGGAGGGUCAUCUCCUGUUUAACGAGGACGUCCACUAUCGGCUGAUGAAAAGAUACAAAGACGCCCCCAUGACAUGGUAUCUGUUGACCUUUGUCAUUAUGCUGGCAAUAGGUAUUUUUGUCGUCGAAUACUAUCCGAUCCAUUUACCUUGGUACGGUCUGCUGUUGGCUCUAGCCAUCUGCGCCAUCUUCUUCAUCCCGAACGGCAUAAUCAUGGCCGUUACCAACCAACACAGCAGCAUCUACCUAAUCUGCCAACUCAUUUGUGGGGCCGUGUUCCCCGGCCGACCCAUCGCGAACAUGGUCUUCGUGACGUACGGGUACAUCUCCUCGGCGCAGGGCAUCAAGUUCGCAUCGGAUCUUAAACUGGGCCACUACAUGAAGAUCCCGCCGCGCAUCAUGUUCACGGUACAAAUGGCGGCCACCAUCGUGUCAUCCGUGACGCAGAUCGUCGUGCUGAACUGGAUGUUCGCGAACGUGUCGGGCCUGUGCACGAGCGAGGCCGUCAACGGCUUCACCUGUCCGCUCGCGCGGGUGCACUUCAACGGCUCGGUGCUCUGGGGCGUGGUGGGGCCGGAGGAGUUCUUCGGCCCGAACGCGACGUACCGGUCGCUCGUCUGGUUCUUCCUCCUGGGGGCGGUGCUGCCCAUACCGCUGUGGAUGUACAGCCGGGACCGGAAGAACAGCAUCGUGCGCAAGGUCAACCUGCCGCUCAUGUUCGGGUCCAUGUCGUGGAUCCCGCCCGCGACGGGGCUCAACUUCUCCGUGUGGGCGCUUGUGUGCUACAUCUUCAACUACCACGUCAAGCGGCGCGCCGGCGCGUGGUGGUCCAAGUAUACCAUGACCAUGAGCGCCGCGCUCGACUCGGGCCUGGCGCUCGGCAUCAUUGUUGUCUUUUUUGGGUUCAUAUAUCCCGGCGUUGUCGACAGUUUCAGGUGGUGGGGGACCGAGGUGUACAAACAGGGCUGCGACUGGCAGGCCUGCCCUUAUAAGACCGUGCCGGAGGGAGGGCACUUUGGACCGGAUACGUGGUGAUGUGAUGAUAUGAAGGCAAUGAUCUCGCGGAAUGGACGUGGUUAUGAAAUGUGAUGUGUUUUACGCCAUAUACGCAGGUGAAUCUACCAAAUCAUUCUAGAUAGCUUUUGGAAAAUGGAAGGCCGCGUUGUUGGUACCUUAUAUAGGCAUAGAGAUGGGCAUAUCGUAGCAUAGACUAUCUUCUUCUCUUUUCUUUUUUUUUCUUCUUCUCAAAUACAAAAUACCCAUG